Molecule: messenger RNA, 413 nt
Organism: Staurois parvus
Lineage: Eukaryota; Metazoa; Chordata; Amphibia; Anura; Ranidae
Source: the annotation of a GenBank genome assembly
AUGUGCCAUUUUCAGGUCUCCUCACACUGCUUGUGAAUGUUCCAUUUUUGUCAUAGGGUGCUGGCAGAAUAGGGCCUACCAUUGCUGCUGCCCAGGCCUGUAAUCUUCCAUGGGCCCCCGUACCGCCUAAAUCCUCAUGCUGCUGUCGCAGGUCCAAGUCGUCUCAUGGUAUCCCUGUAAACGUGCCUCCCAGUGCUGCUGUCACCAUCGCCUACAACUUCUGCCAUGUGCCACUUUUCUAUGGUCUCCUCACACUGCUGGUGGGUUCCAUUUUUGUAUAGGGUGCUGUAUGGCCUCCCAUUGCUGCUGCCUCCACCGCCACACUGUGGCUACCACACUCUGGUUUUGCCCCGUACUGCCCCAAAAUUGAGUGAAGUGUGCGUGAAUCUAAGAUCGACGGCCACUCAUCUCCA